UGUAGGAAAUCUAAAAUGAGAAGAAUAUAACAAUGUCUAGUACAAAAAUAAAAUAAAUAAUAUAUUUCUGUUUAUUAUGUUGUUAUUAAUUUCAAUAAAUAAAUUAGUUAUUAUGAUUAAAAAUAAAUUUUAGACAUGCAUUUAUUUGGUCAAAACCAUAUAAAUUUAAUAACCAAUCUUAGCACAGGCCACGCCAGUCGAGACAGAUAGGUUAAAAUAAAUUAAUAAAUAAAAUAAUUUGUUGUGUUAUAAUUUUUAUAAUUUGCAUAAAAACCGUAUUUAAAGGUUAAAAAAUAAUACGACAAGUACUGGCUUAAAAUAUUGGUGAAGUCAAUAAGUUCUUAUCGAUACUAAAGAGAAUAUCAUAGUAACCACAUAAUUGUAAGAAAAACAAAAAAAUCUUAAAUAAAUUAUUAACUAUAAAAGCAACUUGACGACACACGAACACAUGGAGAAGAAAUCUUACCCGUGUGAUGACUGUGAUAAGUAUUUCACUCAAAUUGGCCAAUUAAAGAGACACCUACGCACGCACACUGGCGAAAAACCGUACGCAUGCAAUGUAUGUGACAAGUCCUUCUCUUUUAAUGGCCAAUUGACGGUACAUCAACGCACGCACACCGGCGAAAAACCAUACACCUGUGAUGUAUGCGACAAGUCAUUCAAUGAAAGUGGCUGUUUGACAGCACAUCGACGUACACACAGUGGUGAAAAACCAUACGCAUGUGAUGUAUGUGAAAAGUCGUUCUCUGUAAGUAGCAGUUUGACGUCACAUCGACGAACGCACUCUGGCGAAAAACCAUACGCAUGUGAUGUAUGUGAAAAGUCGUUCUCUGCAAGUAGCAGUUUGACGUCACAUCGACGAACGCACUCUGGCGAAAAACUGUACGCAUGCGACGUAUGCGAAAGGUCUUUCUCUCAAAGUGGCUGUUUGACAGCACAUCGACGUACGCACACUGGUGAAAAACCAUACGCAUGUGAUGUAUGUGAAAAGUCGUUCUCUGUAAGUAGCAGUUUGACGUCACAUCGACGAACGCACUCUGGCGAAAAACCAUACGCAUGUGAUGUAUGUGAAAAGUCGUUCUCUGUAAGUAGCAGUUUGACGUCACAUCGACGAACGCACUCUGGCGAAAAACUGUACGCAUGCGACGUAUGCGAAAUGUCUUUCUCUGUAAGUAGCAAUUUGACGGCACACCGACGAACGCAUACUGGCGAAAAACCGUACGCAUGCGAUGUAUGCGACAAGGCUUUCUCUGAAAGUGGCUCAUUGAAAAAACAUCGACGAACGCACACUGGUGAAAAACCAUACGCAUGCGACGUAUGUGAAAUGUCUUUCUCUCAAAGUGGCCAUUUGACUUCACAUCGACGCACGCACACUGGCGAAAAACCAUACGCAUGCGACGUAUGUGACAAAGCGUUUUCUGCAAAUGGUAGUUUAAUUGCACAUCGACGAACUCACACUGGUGAAAAACCAUACGCUUGCGAUGUAUGUGACAAGGCUUUCUCUGAAUGUGGCUCAUUGAAAAGACAUCGACGAACGCACACUGGCGAAAAAGCAUACGCAUGUGAUGUAUGUGACAAGUCGUUCUCUGUAAGUAACAGUUUGACUGCACAUCGACGCACGCACACUGAUGAAAAAUUGUACGCAUGUGACGUAUGCGAAAUGUCUUUCUUUGUAAGUGACAGUUUGAUGGUUCACAAGCGGUCACACACGAAACACUUAUCCGAUUGAUCAAAGAUGUAUGAUCUAAGGGACAUAUUAAAAUAUGAUAAAUCAUGUUAACAUAUUAUUUAAAAAAUAUCAUUCUAACCAUUUAACAACAACUCAAAAAUAAAUUAUAAUUACUA
This is a messenger RNA of Acyrthosiphon pisum (pea aphid), 1845 nucleotides long. Its product is annotated as zinc finger protein 271-like. Bases 449 to 1729 code for a protein of 426 amino acids. Gene Ontology annotation, molecular function: DNA-binding transcription factor activity; RNA polymerase II cis-regulatory region sequence-specific DNA binding. Lineage: Eukaryota; Metazoa; Arthropoda; Insecta; Hemiptera; Aphididae. The record is from RefSeq and is a predicted model, not a curated record. The transcript has a single exon. Gene Ontology annotation, biological process: regulation of transcription by RNA polymerase II.